UUCCUCAUCCUCCCUCCUCCUCCGCCCCCGUGUUGCUCCUUCCUUGUCCCUCUCUCCUCGCCCCUCGCCCCUCCCUCCCUCGACGCCCGCCGCCCCUCCGCAGCCCCUCCCCGGGCCCAUGGCGCAGCCGGCCGCCAAGCGGCGCCGCUGCCCUGGCGCGCAUCCCCCCCCGCCCAGAGCCGAGGGUAGCGGCUCCGAGGGCGCGGCCGGGCAGCCGGCGGAGGAGCGCGGCGAGGGGGCGCAGGCAGGCGGCGCCGAGGGCGCGGCCGGGCCGUCGUCGGAGGAGGCCGGGGCCGCAGAGCUGGCGGCCGUGCCCGCGCUGGUGGCCCGGGGCGAGCUGGAGGGGGCCGCCGCCGCGUGCGAGCGCGCGCUGGCGGCGUGCCCCGCCUCGGCCCACGCGUGGUUCCUGCGGGGCUUCGUGCACGACGUCGCGCACGAGCACGCGCGCGUGGGCCCGUGCAUGCGCCGCGCGCUGGCGCUGGACCGCGGCCGCGUGGACGCGUGGCUGUUCCUGUCCGAGUGCGCGUACCGCGCCGGCGACUUCGAGGCCGCCUUCGACCUCUUCUCCGAGGUCCAGGCGCGCGACCCCGGCGGCCCCGCCGGCGUGCAGGCGGCGGCGGACGCGGCGCUGCUCGCCCGCAACCUGCGCUGCGCGCUGAGCGGCAGGAGCGCCUGGGGCGAGGCCGCGGCAGCGCUCGCGGCCGCCCAGCGCGAGGAGCGCGGAGGGGAACAGGGGGUCCGCGCGGAGCUCCCCGGCCAUUCAUGUCUGUGCCGUUUUUCUUCUUCUAUCGUCUGCAGCAGCGUGGACGACCUCUGCGUCUGGCGGGUGAAGAGCCCGAGGCAGCUGUGCACCUUCUGGCUCGACCGCGCGGCUGAGCCACGGACUGCCCCGGAGGUGGCAGGGCGCGCGCUGCUGCGCCUCCUCGGCCACGAGGAGCGCGACUUCGCCGGCAUCGAGUGGUGGUGCCGCAACCACGCGGCCCGCAUGGGCGCCCACUUCCACUACGACACGGCGCUGUCCGUGUGGGGCAGGACGCACGGCGAGGUGGAGCGGAGCACGGACUUCCUGCGCCCGGCCUACUCCUCCGUGCUCUAUCUCGGGGACGUGGGGGGGCCCACCGUGGUGCUCGAGCAGGUGGCCGGCCGCGAGGGCGAGUCCACACCCUCCAUGCCGCUCGCCGGCUACACGGUCGCCCCCAGGCGCAACCGCUGGAUGGUGUUCCCCGGCGAGCUGCGGCACGGCGCCGUCGCGGUCGACGGCUCGCGGGAGCCGCGGCUCCUGGAGGAGAGAAUGCCCAAGACAUUGGCGUCGUUCUUGUUGUUGUUUCCAGUCGGGCGUGCUCGCACCACCUCGGGCCUCGGGGGCCCGCGCAGCUCGAUCCAGCUCGAAAGAUGCGGCGGCAGAGAGAGGGAGUCCGUGGGCUCCCCUCGUGAUCUUUUCCUACGGUGUUAUUUUGUUCCCAACCAUUAUGUGGUGUCGCGUCCUCGUUUUGAAGAGAGAGCGCCCUGCGUUCCUCUCCUCUUUCUCCUCUUCUCCUCCCCCUCCUCCCUCCUCACAUCAUCAUCAUCAUCAUCAUCAUCAUCAUCAUCAUCAUCAUCAUCAUCAUCAUCGUCAUCACCAUCAUCGUCAUCAUCAUCAGCAUCGUCAUGA
Prorocentrum cordatum is the source of this 1651-nucleotide messenger RNA. The record is from the annotation of a GenBank genome assembly. Lineage: Eukaryota; Dinophyceae; Prorocentrales; Prorocentraceae.